This is a messenger RNA of Parnassius mnemosyne (clouded apollo), 2360 nucleotides long. Lineage: Eukaryota; Metazoa; Arthropoda; Insecta; Lepidoptera; Papilionidae. The record is from the annotation of a GenBank genome assembly.
ACUUCAUGGUAGAAGUGGAACAUACGGAGAGUCAAGAUGGUGCUCAGUAAAAGUCACAUUUUCCUUCUUGUAGCUAUGAUUGCUGCUAACUUGAUUUUCGGUCAAGAAACUGGGUCGCAAGAAAAUACACAAGUAGAUGCCAACGAGGCUGGUGAAGGGGACGGGUCUUUGCAUAACAGAUUCUUUUUCUUUAGUCGCUUUGUAGGGUGUAACUCAACCGCUCAGAUUGGACGUACUUGUGCAAGUUGUAGGCAAACUUUGCUUUGUUUCUCAAGCAAUAUUGGAAUAUUAAAAACCUGCCAUGGCUUACUUCCUUACUGUAACGAAGGCCGAUGUUCCUAUGUCCGUGGCUCUGAUUGCAGUACAACUUCUGGAUGAUAAUUUGUAUAUUUUAAAUAACAAUAAAGAAAACAUGUAUUCUUAGUGUCCAGUUCUGUUUUAUUAUAUGAUCUCUACGUUUUAAUUACACCACUACAUGUAUAUUUAUUUAAUUUACAAUUUAAUUUGUUUAUAUAUGGAACAAACGAGUAUGCAGCUAAACUGAUCGUAAGUGACCACCGCCGCCCAUGAACAACUGCAACACCAGAUGAAGGUGUUUCCUUGUAUACUUACCAGUAUAUCACUUUCACCUACUGUUUACUAGCAAACAAUGUUUAUGGUACAACUAGGUAGUAUGACGUAUUUAGUCUAGCAGUGCUUGCACUUGCCUUCCAUCUCAGUACUCAGAGGUGAGAUCAGUUUUGCGGCCUUCUUAGUUUGAAGUUGGUUGCUGGUGUCCACAGCUUGCAGUAACCAUUUGCUAUUGGUGGAUUGUAAGUUCAUUUGUCACUUCAGUGUUAUAAAAAAAAGUAAUCGUUCAAUCAUUUGAGACAUUUUAAUAGUGUAUUUCAAUAUGCCGAAUCAAAGAAUCCCAUAACUGAUAAUGAACUCACUAAAUUGUCUGUUUAUAGUAGUGAGUGUUACUAUCAAGAACUGUACGCUUUCUACCAUUUACUUGAAAAAUAUUACGUCCAGCAUGAGCGCGGAACUCAAAGAAGCUGCCUAUGAAACAUAUUGAAGCUUUGCAUGAUUUUUUUUUUAUAUAAAACUAUUUUGUUGGAAUUCCAAAUUAUCGUCUCAUUUCCUGAUACCAACUGCGUAAUAAAAUUAUUACUAUGUCGAAUUACAGUCGAAUCCAUGUUACUAUUUUUUUUACAUAUGUGUGAUUAUUUUAGUCUGAGGCUCUGCCUUUAAUCUUAAAGAUAAUGUUAAGAAAAAUUAUUCGUCGUGUGCUAAUUCGUUCAAUGCAGUGCCUACAGUACGCUGUGUAGUGGCGGUGUAUGAGUAAAUUGAGUAAUUCAUAAGUAAUUCACUACACCAUAUAUCAUUCCGUGGGUGGAAAAGAAGAUAGAGGGAAAUGAAACAGUAAAUGGGCAGCAGCACCUUCCCGAUAACAACUCAAAAUAAUUACUAACUGCUGUUGCCAACCAGCCUGGCAAGCGUGGCAACUAUGGCAAAUCAGUAACUGUUUGAGAGGUAUUUGUGUAGCAGUGGACCUUUUGAUAGGCUUUAGCGAUGACAGUACACUACAUUGAGACGGAUUUGCGAUUGAAGUAAAGAACACUAUUAUUAAUAAGUGCGUAAAAUUAGUUUCUUGAAUUUUAAAUAAAAAACAGAUCUGUCAUAUUAUCGUUUAUUUACAGUUAACAUUACAUAGAAAUAGAUUAAGAUAUUAUGUUAUUACGAUAAUAUUUGUAAAAUAGACAUUUCAAAUAGGAAUCUACAGUAAAACUUUUUUUUAAUUAUUAUCAUUCGUGGUCACAAUUUCAUAUCAAGUUGCCUAUUUAUUGUCAAUGUAAGAAUUGUUAGGCUCAAUAUAGAUUAAAGAUUAAUAAGUGUAGUAUAAUAAGCCAAAAAUGUAAUUUAAAACAUGUGUAUAAUACUUUAACAUGUUUUUUUAAUUAAAAAAUAUUAUUUGUCAAACACAGCUUACUCUAGUCAGUAAAGAGACCAUUAGAAAGGAUAUAGAAAGAAAUACAUGGAUAUUUAUCACAACUUUUUAAUACUUUUUAUAUUCUAAUUAGAAUAGUUUCAGAAAUAAAAUAGUUAAGUUUUGAGUAAAUUCAAAGUAUUAAUUAUAUUUUUUUUUUUUAGUUUCAUUUCUUAUGUAUAACAUAUUUUUUUAUGUUAUAUUUGCGAUUGACAACGUUUCAAAAAUGAUAUCUAUAUGAUAUACCUUAAACAUCUUACACGUAUCUUAAGUCAUAAACUAGCCAAUGUCGUUUAGUAGAGUUGAGACCUGUUAUACUCAGAGUCUAAUUUUAUGAUAUAAUUAAUAUUAAUACAUAAUAAAAACAACUUGAAUCACAACAAUCAACAUC